This is a messenger RNA of Zygosaccharomyces rouxii, 1767 nucleotides long. It is a transcript of the gene CUB1, whose product is annotated as Cub1p. The transcript has a single exon. Lineage: Eukaryota; Fungi; Ascomycota; Saccharomycetes; Saccharomycetales; Saccharomycetaceae. The record is from RefSeq and is a predicted model, not a curated record. Gene Ontology annotation, cellular component: cytoplasm; nucleus. Bases 1 to 1767 code for a protein of 588 amino acids.
AUGAACCAUUCGACUUUAUCUCAGGAUAUUACCAGCUCUCAACAUCCUCAACAUGUUCCUCAAGAGGAAGAAGGCGUGUUAAACUAUUUCUUAGAAAUCAGAACUCUCCUAAGUCAGUUGAAACAGAAUAGGACGAAAUAUCUUGACUCAAAAAAGGUCCAAGCAACUUAUGAACAAGUUCUAACGAGAGUCAGAGAACUAGAUGAUGUUAGAAAGAGUAAUCAUGAAACGCCUUCAAGUAGUGCAACGACUUUAAUUCACAAUGCUGAAUUACACAAUAGAGUUGAUUCUGUAUUGGAUGAUGUCUUCCAGUUACUUUCAUUGUGCUUCCUAACGGUUGGAUUGAAAAACUCUGCCCCUGCAGCUUAUUCAUCUUUAUCUACCGUCCAAAGAUUAUUGGAACAUUUAAACGAAUCUAAUGUUUUCACUAUGCAUGAUUUAAGACCAAUUAAGGAAAGGUUAAUUGAAAUCAAGAAGAUUGUUGAGAAAAGUUGUGAAAAGAACAAAGAAGCUGCAAAGGAAGAAGAAGAAUAUCUUAAGAAUGCACCAGAUUUGGAUGAAGCAGACAGAAACCUUUCGGAGGAAACUAGACGGAAUAAGAUUGAAGAAGAUUUAUUAUUAAGGGCAAAACUACAACACUGUUUAGACGAAUAUUAUAGCACGGAGGCAAAGGUGGAAACAGUUGAUCCAAGCCUUUCUAAUAUUAUGGAUAAAUUGUUUCAAAUUCGUAGGGAACUUUUAUCAUUAGCAGCAUCUGCUAAAAAGACAACAUCAUCAGCAUCUGCCGAAAAGGAAUUAGAAAACAAACAUGUUCUAGCGCCUGAAAGUGUUAACACAAGAGUAGAGCUUUUACAAAAGGAAUUAAACGAAAUAGAAUCAUACAGAGAUGAAACUGGGAAAUUUAAAUCACCAGAAUCUGAACAAUCUGCUGAAAAGGGUCAAAAUGUUUUAAAUGGUCUUUUAAGCGAUUGUUACGAUCUGCUUGGGGAUUUGUCACAUCAGAAGAAUGGUGGUAUCGAAUUAGAUCCUCGCUUACAACCAAUUUACGCUAAAUUAAUCGACAUCAAAACAACUUUGGAAAAUCUAUUAAUCACAAGGCGGUGGACACUUAGAGAAACUGAUCUUUUCACUUAUCAAAAGGAAUUGGGUGAAAUUGAUAGUCUACGUGUCAAUUCUAAAUUUCCAACGGAUUCAGGGGAUAAUAAGGGUCAGACAAUUCUUCUAUACCUUUUGCGCAGAUGUUAUGCUAUAAUUUACAAAUUGUUGGAGAGUUCUGAACCUGUUUCCGAAUCAUUACAACCUUUACAUAACCAAUUGUCCACAGUACGUCGUUGUCUUCUAUCAUUACAGAGAAUGGGAGGUAUUAACAAUAGUAGAGAAUUGUACCCAUAUCAAAUGAAGUUAGCAUCCUUAGAUGGUUUACGUGUUGAUGGUAAAUUUUAUGAUCUUGAUGGAAAUAUUCCUGAAGGUCAAGCAACUUUAAAUGCAUUAUUAGCUGAAUGUUUUGAUAUUAUACAUGAAAUGAAGAUAGAAGCAGAAGAAAAAACAGAAUCAGAAACUCAAUCAGAAGCGGAGGGCGAUGGUGAUGAUCUCCGUCAAACUUAUAGUGAAGCAGAAAGAGAAAACCCACGACUAGCGAGAUUUCUCGAUAAUUCAUACUCUACUGUGGAAGAUGAUGAAGAUGAUGACCGUUCUUCUCCAUCGAGCUCAAGUGAUCAAAGUGUUCUCGAUGACAGUGAAGUUGGUUCUUCUAUAGUAAGGAAUUGA